Messenger RNA from Kogia breviceps (pygmy sperm whale), 2473 nucleotides. RefSeq names its product dopamine receptor D2 (gene DRD2). Lineage: Eukaryota; Metazoa; Chordata; Mammalia; Artiodactyla; Physeteridae. Gene Ontology annotation, cellular component: presynaptic membrane; glutamatergic synapse; plasma membrane. The record is from RefSeq and is a predicted model, not a curated record. Gene Ontology annotation, biological process: regulation of potassium ion transport; negative regulation of cytosolic calcium ion concentration; adenylate cyclase-inhibiting dopamine receptor signaling pathway. Gene Ontology annotation, molecular function: G protein-coupled receptor activity; dopamine neurotransmitter receptor activity, coupled via Gi/Go.
GUGCUUUGGGAGGCCCUCCUGCUUACUCCCUGUGUCCAUUUCUCCCGGCCAGAGCCUGGCUACCCAGUGGCCCCGCUGCUCCCAUGGAUCCGCUGAACCUGUCCUGGUACGAUGACGAUCUGGAGAGCCGGAACUGGAGCCAGCCCUUCAACGGGUCCGAAGGGAAAGCCGAGAGGCCCCACUACAACUACUACGCCAUGCUACUCACCCUGCUCAUCUUCGUCAUCGUCUUCGGCAACGUGCUGGUGUGCAUGGCCGUGUCCCGCGAGAAGGCGCUGCAGACCACCACCAACUACCUGAUCGUCAGCCUCGCUGUGGCCGACCUCCUGGUGGCCACGCUCGUCAUGCCCUGGGUGGUCUACCUGGAGGUGGUGGGUGAGUGGAGAUUCAGCAGGAUUCACUGUGACAUCUUUAUCACUCUGGAUGUCAUGAUGUGCACAGCAAGCAUCCUGAACCUGUGUGCCAUCAGCAUUGACAGGUACACAGCCGUGGCCAUGCCCAUGCUCUACAACACGCGCUACAGCUCCAAGCGCCGAGUCACCGUCAUGAUCACCAUCGUCUGGGUCCUGUCCUUCACCAUCUCCUGCCCGCUGCUCUUCGGACUCAACAACACAGACCAGAACGAAUGCAUCAUCGCCAACCCCGCCUUCGUGGUCUACUCCUCCAUCGUCUCCUUCUACGUGCCCUUCCUCGUUACCCUGCUGGUCUACAUCAAGAUCUACAUCGUCCUCCGCAGGCGGCGCAAGCGGGUCAACACGAAGCGCAGCAGCCGGGCUUUCAGGGCCAACCUGAAGGCCCCGCUCAAGGGCAACUGCACUCACCCUGAGGACAUGAAACUCUGCACCGUUAUCAUGAAGUCUAAUGGGAGUUUCCCUGUGAACAGGCGGAGAGUGGAGGCUGCCCGCCGAGCCCAGGAACUGGAAAUGGAGAUGCUCUCCAGCACCAGCCCGCCCGAGAGGACCCGGUACAGCCCCAUCGCGCCCAGCCACCACCAGCUGACCCUCCCCGACGCAUCCCACCGCGGCCUCCACAGCACACCUGACAGUCCUGCCAAACCAGAGAAGAACGGACAUGCCAAAGACCACCCCAAGAUUGCCAAGAUCUUUGAGAUCCAGUCCAUGCCCAAUGGCAAAACCCGGACCUCUCUCAAGACCAUGAGCCGCAGGAAGCUCUCCCAGCAGAAGGAGAAGAAAGCCACCCAGAUGCUUGCCAUUGUUCUUGGCGUGUUCAUCAUCUGCUGGCUGCCCUUCUUCAUCACCCACAUCCUGAACAUACACUGUGACUGCAACAUCCCGCCCGUCCUGUACAGCGCCUUCACGUGGCUGGGCUAUGUCAACAGCGCCGUGAACCCCAUCAUCUACACCACCUUCAACACUGAGUUCCGCAAGGCCUUCCUGAAGAUCCUACACUGCUGACCCAGCUGCCCUCCUGCACAGCAGCCUGCUUCCCAACUCCCUGCCCAGCGGCCCUGCCUCGGGCCCUGGGAGCCGUGGGCAGGGGGGCGCAGGGCAGACUCGGCCUCCUCCUCGCCCGCGGGCCCUGCGGCGUUAGCUUGGCUCCACGGCCCUCACGGACCGCACACCCUCGCUCUGCCAGGGCAGUGCUAGAGAGCCAGGCACGGUGCCAGCCCUCGGGCCGGACCCCUGGCUCAGGGGCAGCUCAAGGAGCCCCCUCCCACUUCCAGACCCUCUCUCCUUGGCACCAAAGACACAGCCGCCUUCUCUGACCUUUCUCUGGGGCUCUGGGGUUACUGGGCCAGUGUCAAAGCUCAGAGGCCAUGCUGGCCUGGUCUUCACAGGCCUGUGCUGGAGCGGGCAGUGGGGAGCCAUGGACAGUUCACACCCCCCAAGGCCUACACCAGGGAAGCCAGAGCUCUUGCCAAGGCCCCAGGCAACUUCAGGCCAGGGAGACCCAUGUACAUACCAGGUCUGGAUGGACCCCAGAGAAACCCAAGCCAAAAACUUCACCCCUUCUCCCCGUCGAGCCUGGCAGGAGCUGCUACUUCCAUCCACAGCAGUGGGUCCCGACCCCACCCAGCUCCCCGUGAGGUUUCUAUACUCCAAGAGCCCAGGAGGGUCUGCGGGGAGAGGACCGCCCCUACCCCAAGUCCAAUCUGCUGACCCCCUGACGGACGUGGGUGUCUCUCUGUAGCACAUGUUGGGCCAACCUGGGAGAGCUGGCAGGGAAGGCGGGCACCUGACAUGGCUGGGGCUUGGUUGGGGGUGUCUGAGGUCCUUUGGGAGACUGGCCCUGACACCCUCUGCCACAAACCACGUCCUUUUCUCUUCCUUUUGCCUCUCCGCUCUCCAGUCCUCUUGUCCCCUUUUCUUUCCACUGCUUCCGCCUUAGAGGAGCCUAUGGCUAAGUGGCUGCUGAAUACCGUUCGGCCUGCCCUGGCCCUGCCACAGGGAGGAGGGGAAGCUGCAGCUUGGGGGAGCCCCCAGGCCCCAAACUCUGUAACAUCACUACACAU